AUGGACAACGUAGAGUAUGUGCCCAUGAGAGGAGUGGUUAAAGAUGUUCAAGGUCGCUUGCAAUGUUACAAGCAAGACUGGCUCAGUGGAUUCACUGCAGGAUUCAGAAUAUUGAACCCAACAGCUUAUAUAUUCUUUGCUUUGGUUGUUCCUGUCAUUGCAUUUGGGGAACAACUUAAUCAACAAACUGAUGGGCUGUUGAGUUGCACGCACACGCUUGCAUCUACAGCAAUUUGUGGAAUUAUUCAGUCAGUAAUUGGAGGCCAGCCAUUGGUCAUUAUAGGAGUGGCCGAGCCUACUGUACUUAUGUAUUACUAUUUGUACAGUUUUGCCAAGGACAGAGAAGACUUGGGUCCCUCUCAUUUUCUAGGUUGGACAUCCUGGAUUUGUACUUGGACUUCGAUUCUUCUGGUGAUGAUGGCCGUGUUUGGGCUGUGCUCACUGACUAAGAAAUUAACACGAGUGGCUGAGGAGCUGUUAGGAGUUCUUAUCGCUUUGAUGUUUAUGAAAGAAGCAAUCAAGGGAAUGGUAGAAGAAUUUCACACCCCAAAGAGAUUGGAUAUUGAGAAUGGAGAGCUGCCAUUUUCAUGGCGAUCAACAAAUGGAAUGUUUGGAUUGAUAUUGGCAACAGGUCUACUCUUCACCGCUCUCAAGACCAGAAAAGCCAGAUCUUGGCGCUAUGGCACAGGAUGGAUGCGAGGAAUAGUUGCAGAUUAUGGAGUGCCUGCAAUGUUGCUUUUCUGGACUGGAAUUUCUUACAUACCAGCGGAGGCAUAUCCUGAGGGUGUUCCAAAGCGUCUCUUCAGCCCAGUCGCCUGGCAUGACACUGCCACACAAAACUGGACUGUAAUAAGGGAUAUGGCCAAAGUGCCUCGCAUACACAUUCUCAGUGCAUUUAUACCGGCUGUUAUGUUUGCCUGCUUAUUCUUCUUUGAGCACAACGUUGCUGCGAAGAUGGCCCAGCAGAGAGAGUACAAUUUGAAGAAUCCACCUUCCUAUCAUUACGAUUUUCUGCUUCUAGGAUUCAUGGUUCUCAUCUGUGGACUUCUUGGUCUUCCUCCAUCAUAUGCAGUGCUGCCACAAUCUCCCAUGCAUACCAGAAGUCUCGCAACACUAAAACAUUCGAUACUGCGGAAAAAAAUGUUGAAAAGUGCAAGCACAAGCAUUACAAGGAAUGACACAGUGAAGGAGAUAUACGAUAAGAUGCAAGAAGUUUUCGUCAACAUAGAUCUUCCUGUCUCGCCAAACACGACCUUGAGCUCUGACACUGCGUUGAAGGAUAUCAGAGAACUGAUGAAUCUCAAGGAAUUCAGAGAUCUUCAAAACCCUGCAGUCAAUUACAAUAACGCAGAAACCUUCCCGGAUAUAAAUGGAUACAUCUUUGACCCCAAAAAGCAUAUCGAUCUGCUACUCCCUGUCCGGGUCAAUGAACAAAGGCUCACAAACCUCCUUCAAUCGUUGUUAAUGGGUAGCUGCGUGUUCUUAAUGCCCAUCAUAAGAAAGAUGCCAAUUUCAGUUCUAUGGGGGUAUUUUGCUUAUUUGGCCAUUGAGAGCUUGCCUGGAAAUCAAUUCUGUGAAAGAAUACUUCUCAUCUUCAUCUCUCCUAGUAGGAGAUACAGGGUAUUGGAAGAUGCCCAUGCUUCAUAUGUGGAGAAUGUCCCUUUCGACAAAAUCACCAUGUUCACAGUGUUCCAGUUGACAUAUUUGCUGAUAUGCUUCGGCGUUACAUGGAUACCUAUAGGAGGAUGUGUGUUCACCGUAUUGCUCACAUUAAUUCUUCCGAUUCGACAAUACAUUCUUCCCAUGUUUUUUGACGCAGAGCAGCUGGAAGAACUUGAUGCCUCUGAGUACGACGAAGCUCCACCAAUACCUCACGAACAAGCUGUAACGGAGGCCCAAGAGCAGGGUCUUGGCAGAGCAGAGAGCCUCCGCAUGAAAGUGGACGACGCUGAGAUAUUGGGUGAAAUAACUACUAGAGGUCGAGUUGAGCUCAAAGUCCACAAGUUGGCUAGUAGCCCCAGGCCAGAACGUAACGUUACUAAGGAUUCCAACCUAGGGCUUUCACAGAGAAGAAUGGGAAAUGCAAGUAGCAGCUCUGAAGUGAAACCCAUGUACGAGGAGGAAGAGGAAGAGGGGGAAGAAACGAUAGAGCUUCCAAGCAUGAGAUUAAAUAACAGGCCACUCUCUACACAGAGUGAAGAGGAGGAAAGUGGUGGUGGAAGUGCUCGGUUGUCCCUGCAUUCAUUUAUAGGGUCAAGUAGAAGAUCAACUACAAGCACAACCACAACAAAAACCAUUUGA
Molecule: messenger RNA, 2301 nt
Organism: Cryptomeria japonica (Japanese cedar)
Lineage: Eukaryota; Viridiplantae; Streptophyta; Pinopsida; Cupressales; Cupressaceae
Product: probable boron transporter 2
Exons: 13
Coding region: 1-2301 (766 amino acids)
Biological process (GO): monoatomic ion homeostasis; monoatomic anion transport; transmembrane transport
Cellular component (GO): plasma membrane
Molecular function (GO): solute:inorganic anion antiporter activity
Source: RefSeq, a predicted model, not a curated record